Molecule: messenger RNA, 929 nt
Organism: Aspergillus ibericus CBS 121593
Lineage: Eukaryota; Fungi; Ascomycota; Eurotiomycetes; Eurotiales; Aspergillaceae
Product: phenol acid carboxylase
Exons: 2
Coding region: 305-823 (172 amino acids)
Molecular function (GO): carboxy-lyase activity
Source: RefSeq, a predicted model, not a curated record
CGCACACACUUCCCACUCCUCGGUAUUCGGAGACCCUCGGCUUAAAGCCCACUAGCCUGUGAACUACCGUUGCCGUACCCGCCACUCCAGUGGAUUUAAGAGUUCAACGGCGGUUAGUUAACAGUAGUUGGAAGAGCCUAGGUGAAUAGUGUUACUGUGUAUCAACUCCCCGGAUCAGUCAUGAUGUCAUCGGUGUCACUCGGAAGGAUUGGUAACUACCUCGAGACCAAUCCCAUCACCAUAUAUUCAAUUCAAAAAACAUCCAACACAACCAUCCAACCCCUACCAAAAACCUGCAACCACCAUGCCCGUCCUCCCCAACCUCACCGCAACCCCCUUCACCACCGACCUCCACAACCGCCACCUAAUCUACGACUACUCGGCCCAAGACCCCCACGGCAACCCCGAGAAAUGGCGCUACGAGAUGUGGUUCUACAACGAGGACCGAAUCGUGUACGCCAUCCACGGCGGGCCCAUGGCCGGCCGCAAGAAUUUCCAAACAGCCACCUACCAAUGCAUUCGGCCGGGCGAGCUAUGGCAGUGUAAUUGGCUGGAAGAGACGGGUACGAUUUGCUCGUUGGUGUAUGAUAUCCCCCGGAAGCGGAUCACGACGUUGUUGGGGUUCUCCAAGGGACAUUGGGAGAGGAGUGAGGCGGCGCAUGGGGAUAAGCGGAAUCCGGAGGAUUUGGCGCGGUGGAGGGAGUUGGCGAGGAUUGGGUGUCAGACGGAUCGGGUGCUGUUGAGUGAGCAGGCGGAUGUUUUGGAGGAUUUUUGGGGGCCGGGGGAGUUGGAGCCGAUUGAGUUGGGUUGGGAGACGCUAUAGGGAGGGUAGGAUUACGGAGGUAUGUGUGCUGCAGGAGGGGGAUAGAGACUGGUGAGGGAAUGUUUUCGGAUUCAGGGUUUUGAAGUAUGUUUAUUGAACAUGUAGA